AUGCUUAUCAGUAUUGCUAUCAUUGUACUGACUUGUUUUGCGCUAUCAUCAACCACCUUCGUUAACAUCCCCAAGACCAGAAACACCUUCUGCAAGGGCGGUAAGUGCAAGAAGCACACCCCCCACAAGGUCACCCAAUACAAGGCCGGCAAGGCUUCCCUCUUUGCCCAGGGUAAGAGACGUUACGACCGUAAGCAGUCUGGUUAUGGUGGUCAGACCAAGCCCGUUUUCCACAAGAAGGCUAAGACUACCAAGAAGAUCGUUCUCCGUCUUGAGUGCACUGCAUGCAAGUACAAGAUGCAGCUCUCCAUUAAGCGCUGCAAGCACUUCGAGUUGGGUGGUGACAAGAAGACCAAGGGUGCUGCUCUCGUCUUCUAAAGCAAAUCAAUUCUAUACAUAUAUAUAUGUUGCUUUUAAUAAAAACGAAA
Molecule: messenger RNA, 428 nt
Organism: Phycomyces blakesleeanus NRRL 1555(-)
Lineage: Eukaryota; Fungi; Mucoromycota; Mucoromycetes; Mucorales; Phycomycetaceae
Exons: 2
Coding region: 1-378 (125 amino acids)
Biological process (GO): translation
Cellular component (GO): ribosome; cytosolic large ribosomal subunit
Molecular function (GO): structural constituent of ribosome
Source: RefSeq, a predicted model, not a curated record